This is a messenger RNA of Malassezia pachydermatis, 579 nucleotides long. RefSeq names its product glycine-rich rna binding protein. NCBI's taxonomy places the organism in Eukaryota, Fungi, Basidiomycota, Malasseziomycetes, Malasseziales, Malasseziaceae. Gene Ontology annotation, molecular function: mRNA binding. The transcript is spliced from 2 exons. Bases 1 to 579 code for a protein of 192 amino acids. The record is from RefSeq and is a predicted model, not a curated record.
AUGGCCAAAGUAUAUGUUGGAAAUCUGAGCUGGAGCACGACCGAUGAUGGUCUUGCUCAGGCUUUUAGUCCUUACGGACAGUUGACUGACUAUAUUGUGAUGAAGGACCGCGAGACUGGUCGUUCGCGUGGUUUCGGCUUUGUGACAUUCAUGACGCAACAAGAAGCCGAUGCCGCUAUCAUGGCUUUGAAUGAGCAAGAGCUCGAUGGCCGUCGCAUUCGUGUCAAUAUGGCAAACUCACGUCCCCCUAUGAUGGGUGGCGGUUUGUCUGGCGCAAACUUGGGAUACAGUGGUCUUACAGGUGGCUACGGCGCCGGCGCUUACGGUGCUGCACAGCCAGGCUACGGCUAUGGCCAACCUGCUGGCUUUGCAUAUGGCCAACAAGCGGGUUAUCCCGGCUACCAGCAGCAACCGUAUGGAGCCCCGCAGCAUGCUGCUUAUCCUCCUCCUCACGCUGGUUACCCACCACAACAGGGCGCCUACCCUUAUGGUGCGCCCCAACAGUAUAGUGCUCCUACUCAGCCCUAUCAGGGCCAGCCUCCCCAAGGCGGUCAAGGCUAUGGCAACCAAGGCUACUAG